Messenger RNA from Rangifer tarandus platyrhynchus (Svalbard reindeer), 2043 nucleotides. The record is from the annotation of a GenBank genome assembly. Lineage: Eukaryota; Metazoa; Chordata; Mammalia; Artiodactyla; Cervidae.
AUGGAUCCUUCCAGUUCACCCAAGUCUUGUUUCUCCGUCGGCUCCACCGGUCCCGGGGCUGUCGUGCUCCUCUACGCGAAAGAGCUCAAAAAGUGGGAUGAGUUUGAAGAUAUUUUAGAGGAGAGGAGGCAUGUCAGUGACUUGAAGUUUGCAAUGAAAUGCUACACACCUCCUGUCUAUAAGGGAAUUACUCCUUGUAAGCCAAGUGAUAUUAAAUGUAGUGUUCUCAAUUCUGAAGAGAUUCAUUAUGUCAUUAAACAGCUUUCCAAGGAAUCCCUUCAACCUGUCGAGGUCCUCCAAGAGGAAGCCUGUGAGAUCCUGGAUGAAAUGAGCCACAAACUGCGACUAGGAGCCAUUCGGUUUUUGGCCUUUGCCCUGAGUAAAAUAUUUAAACAGAUUUUCUCAAAAGUGCGUGUAAAUGAAGAAGGGAUUCAGAAACUACAGCGAGCCAUCCAGGAGCAUCCAGUUGUUCUGCUGCCCAGUCAUCGGAGCUACAUCGACUUUCUGAUAUUGUCUUUCCUUUUGUACAACUAUGAUUUACCUGUGCCGGUCAUAGCAGCAGGAAUGGACUUCCUGGGAAUGAAGAUGAUUGGUGAGCUGCUGCGGAUGUCAGGGGCUUUCUUCAUGCGGCGUACCUUUGGCGGCAAUAAACUCUACUGGGCCGUGUUCUCCGAAUAUGUGAAAACCAUGUUACGGAAUGGUUAUGCUCCUGUUGAAUUUUUCCUCGAAGGGACAAGAAGCCGCUCUGCCAAGACAUUGACUCCAAAAUUUGGUCUUCUGAAUAUUGUGAUGGAACCAUUUUUUAAAAGAGAAGUUUUUGAUACCUACCUUGUUCCAAUCAGCAUCAGUUACGAUAGGAUAUUGGAAGAAACUCUGUAUGCAUAUGAGCUUCUAGGGGUUCCUAAGCCGAAAGAAUCUACAACUGGAUUGUUGAAAGCCAGGAGAAUCCUCUCUGAGAAGUUUGGAAACAUUCAUGUGUACUUUGGAGACCCUGUGUCACUUCGAUCUCUGGCCGCUGGGAGGAUGGGUCGGAGCCCGUAUAACUUGGUUCCCAGAUAUAUUCCUCAGAAACAGUCAGAGGAGAUGCACACCUUUGUCACUGAAGUUGCCUAUAAAAUGCAGCUUCUCCAAAUUCAAAACCUGGUCCUAAACCCAUGGCCACUAAUAGUUGCUGUCCUGCUUCAGAACUGGCCAUCCAUGGACUUUGAUGCCCUGUUGGAAAAAACCUUAUGGCUGAAAGGCUUAACCCAGGCCUUCGGGGGAUUUCUUACUUGGCCUGAUAACGAACCUGCUGAAGAAGUUAUCCAGUCCAGCAUUCUUCUGCAUUCCAACAUCGCCAGCCUUGUCAAAGAUCGGGUGAUUCUGAAAAUGGAGUGCAGAGACUCGGAACUGGUGGAUGGGCUCAUAUUCCAGCAUAUCACCCUCCUCAUGUGCUUGGCAUACAGGAACCAGCUGCUCAACGUUUUUGUCCGUCCUUCCUUAGUCGCUGUGGCACUGCAGAUGACACCUGGGCUCAGGAAAGAGGAUGUCUACAGUUGCUUUCGUUUCCUAUGCAGUGUUUUUUCAGAUGAGUUCAUCUUUCUUCCAGGAAAUGCACUAAAGGACUUUGAAGAAGGCUGUUACUUGCUUUGUAAGAGUGAGGCCAUACAAGUGAUGACAAGGGACAUCGUAGUUACAGAAAAAGGAAAUACUGUGUUAGAGUUUUUAAUAGGGCUCUUUAAACCUUUUGUGGAAUCUUAUCAGAUAAUUUGCAAAUACCUCUUGAAUGAAGAAGAAGACUACUUCACUGAGAAACAGUACUUCAUAAGAGUUAGAAAAUUCACGAGUCAGCUUCUUGAUCAAGGGGCCUCACAGUGUUACGAUGUGUUAUCCUCCAAUGUACAGAAGAAUGCCUUAGCAGCCUUUGUGAGGCUUGGUGUGUUGAAGAAGAAGAAGGUAAAUAAUGAUUAUAUAUUUAGCGUGAAUGAACCUGCCACAACAAAGUUAGAAGAAAUGCUUGGCUGUAAAACACCGGUAGGAAAACCAGCAACUGCGAAGCUUUAA